Molecule: messenger RNA, 8005 nt
Organism: Salvelinus fontinalis (brook trout)
Lineage: Eukaryota; Metazoa; Chordata; Actinopteri; Salmoniformes; Salmonidae
Product: rho guanine nucleotide exchange factor 1-like
Exons: 30
Coding region: 474-3620 (1048 amino acids)
Biological process (GO): intracellular signal transduction; G protein-coupled receptor signaling pathway
Cellular component (GO): cytoplasm
Molecular function (GO): guanyl-nucleotide exchange factor activity; G protein-coupled receptor binding
Source: RefSeq, a predicted model, not a curated record
CGCCUCUCUCUCUCCUCCUCUAACCUCUCCUCAUCCCUCCUCCCCUCUUCCUCAUCCCCCUCCUCUCUCUCUCGUCUUCUUUCGCUCUCUCGAUCUCUCGACAUGACUCUUGCAGACAGGUCGAACAGGAAAUGGCUCUUAUCGUUUCCUGAGGAAAUUACACCCACUUCCUGUCUGUGUGCCUCCUGCUCCUUUUCUACUCAGGCGCCUCUGGGGACACCCCCUCGGAGCCCGGCCAGGGCCAUAGGACCCCAGAGAAGCCCGGACUCAUUCAGUGCAAUGAAGCCUUGCCUGAUGAGAAGGCCAGAUAAAAAGAGCACAAACACAGCUAGCUUCCAUUAGGGCUCUGCUCUAUUUCAGGGCCAUGCUGUCAUAGUGGCACAGGGGACCAGACACAGGCUAUUGUGCAGGACCGGGUGUUUGGGGUGAAGAGUGACGGGGGAGCGUUUGGGGCUCAGUGGUCUAACCCAGCCAUGAGCAUCAUCGGGGCCGAGGAUGAGGACUUUGAGAAUGAUCUGGACCCCACUGUGGAUGACCACAGCAGUCACUUCACCAGUAUAGAGCUAGUGAAGAGCCGGCCAACCCACCUGCUGGUCUUCCUUCAGCACGUCAUCCUGCAGUUCGACUGUUCCUCCCUGUUGUGUUACCUCCAUGCUGACCUCUUCAAGAACCUCAGUACCAAAGAGACCAAGAAGCAGUUUGUGGAGUUCUACAACAGCUUCCUGGACAAGGGCGCUAUUCUCAGAGUGCAAAUCCCUCACAAUGUAUCGUUUGAGUUGGACCGUACCAGACCAGACCUGCUCAGUGAGGAGCAGCAGAAGAAGUUUGUCCAGGAUGUCCAGUUGGCUCAGGCCCCAGAGGUGCUGCGACAGCUGGAAGACUUUAGGCAGAAGAGGAUGAUGGGUAUGACCCCUAACGCGGCAGAGCUGCUGGAGGUGGAGUCUCACUACCCCACCGAUCGUAUCCCCAUGGAGAUGAAGGAGAAGGCCGUGGCAGAGACCCUGCUGGACAAAAUGUCUGAGAUCCAUCCCUCCAUCGUCGCAGACGAGGAGAAAUGUUCGUCGAUCUUUGCAGCAGUGGCCUUCUACAUGAAGCACCUAGGAGUGAAGUCCAGAGUAGCUGACAGUAAGAAGUCCAGAGGUUUCUUCAGGAGACCCCUUGGGAAGAAUAAGAAGAGUGAGGAGUCCACUAAAUCUAAACCGAAGGGGGGUUUUCCCAACAUCCUCAGCGCCGCCGGUGGCUGGAUUGCUGGCAGCACUGAGGUCAAACUUCCUAAAGUGGAGGCUGAAGUGGAUAAAGAGAAGGUGAAUCAGGAGCGUAAGGUUCCCAGCAGCCUCGUCCCCUCUCGAGGCUCCUCCGCCCCUGAUGCCGCCCCUCCAGCAUUAAACAGGAAGUCUGUUUCCACAGGAUCCUCCCCCCAUCAGGGUUUGGAGGUCAGCGAGGGCUCAGGGGUUCACAUCAGUGUGACCUCCAGCCCAGACUUCUCCCACAGCGAGAUAGGUCUGUUCAGCAGUCGUUCGGACCCCCAGUUGGUGGCGGAGGGGGGCGAGGUGUCCCCCGUGGGGAUGGCAGGGGGGCUGGCUGUAUGGGAGCCCCCCUCACCCAAUGAACCCCCCCUGGAGGAAAACCUGGACAAAGACAGACGCAAGACAAGGCGUGUGGGGCGCAGUGAGAGUGCUCGUGUGGACAGACAUUCCUCCCGUCGCCGUGGCUCCUCCCGGGCCAAACAGUCGCGUUCCCGUAGCGACGUGGACCUGCAAGCCGCCGCCACGGCAGCACACUCCUCCCCGACCUCUCCCCACCCCUCUGUUGAUGAAGGGGUGUUACUCCCCGAGGGUGUGCUCCCAGGUCUUUCCCUCUCUGGCCCCACCCCCCAGCAGGAGGAACAGGACCCUCGCCUCCUGGAGCUGGAGCAGGACCCGCCCAACUGGAGAGAACACACCCCCCCAGACACCCUCAAAGACCUCAGCAAGAAGGAGACCAAGCGACAGGAGGUCAUAAACGAGUUGUUUGCGACGGAGCACGCCCACGUGCGCAUGCUGAGUGUUCUGCAGACAGUGUUCUGGAAGCCUCUGGAGAGAGAGGAACUCAUGACCGCCACAGAGCUGGCCACCAUCUUCCCCAGCCUGGAUGAGAUCAUAGACAUGCACUAUGCUUUCUAUGAGCACCUGAAGAAGCUGCGUCAGCACAAUUUCAUCGUCAAGGCCAUCGGAACCACGUUACUCAACAGGUUUGGAGGGACAGAGGGUGAGUGGUUUCAGAAGCUGACGUCUAGGUUCUGUAGUCACCAGACGUGGGCCCUGGAACAGCUGAAGAUGAGACAGAAGAAAGACCCUCGUUUCAACUCCUUCAUACUGGAGGCAGAGAGUAGGCCUCAGUGUCGUAGGCUGCAGCUGAAGGACAUCAUCCCCACUGAGAUGCAGAGGCUCACCAAAUACCCCCUACUGCUUGAAAACAUCGCCAAGUGCACAGAGGACACCUUGGAGAAGGAGAGUAUUCAGCAGAGUGCAGAGUGCUGUAGGAAGAUCCUCAACCACGUCAACGAGGAGGUCAAACAGAUGGAGAACCUGCUGACCCUGAAAGACUACCAGCGCAGGCUGGACACCUCAGGACUCAAACCCAGUAACGAGCUGUAUCUGGAGUACAAGUACCUUGACCUGGCCCAGAGAAGGAUGAUCUAUGAGGGGCCUCUGACCUGGAGAGUGACCAAGGAGAAAACAUUAGAAGUGCAGUGUGUGUUGCUGGGGGAUCUGUUGGUGCUGUUACAGAAGCAGGAUGAUAAGAUGGUGUUGAAGUGUCAGAGUAAGAGUAACAUCGCUGUUCAGGAGGGCAAGCAGAUGCUCAGCCCUAUCAUCAAACUAGACUCUGCCUUCCUCCGAGAGGUGGCCACAGACCGUAAGGCCUUCUAUGUGAUCUUCACCUGGGACAGCGGGGCUCAGAUCUACGAACUGGUGGCUCAAUCUGUCGGGGAGAGGAGGAACUGGACAGAUGUGAUCAAGAUGGCGGUAGAUGAGCUGAAGAAGACAGGGCCUCCAUCUGACCUGAAGAGAGGAAACAGCAUCUUAACUGGAGGAGGAAACCCAUACAGCCCCACCACGUUUCCUCAACCCCCUCUCAGCCCCACUGAAAAUGGAGGAGUCUUGUUGAAAAACAGCAUUGAACGAGAUAAGAACAUCCUGACCGAUGAGAUGAAGUCUGUGGAGUCUCGUCAUUCGCUGAUUGAUUACCUCUCGGACAAAGGCUUCGACUUGAUUGGCCACAGCAACAGUGAUCAGGUGAAAGUGGCCAAUAGCGCGUUAAACGAAGUCAUGUCCCUCAAGAGGCUGUUGGUUGGCAGCAUCAGCCUAUCAGACAACUCACAGCCUGAUGAGGAGAAUGGAAGAGAGGUACCAGAGAGCCAGGACCAUGGACUGCAAGGGGAGGAGGGUGGAGGGAUGAAGAUAGAGGAGGAGGGAGGGAUCAGUGCUCCUCUGGUUCUGUCCCAGGAGAGGAUGGAGGAGGUGCGCCGGAAACUGCAGAGUCUGGAGGUACAGCUGAAGAGACUGCAGAGUGUUGAGGAGGAGCACCACAGGCUGCAGCAGGCCCUGUCUAAGUUCUCCCUGGAGGGGGGCAACUUCUAGUGGAACACCAGAUCACUGUAAGUGCUGGAUUGGAGUGCUCGAGUUGCUUUUGGAGGAUUGAUGAAUGCGUCCUGGAAUUUCCUAUUUACUAAACACUCUGUGCUCCACUGCCAUGCCUGAGCCCUUGUUAAACAUUUCCAGGGGGUCACAGCCAACCGUGAGGCCCUUGCAAGGCGGAGGAGGAAGGCUUUACGCAAAGUAGUUGAGUAAUGCAAUGUGGGAGGGGUGUGUUUGAGGUGUUUGUGAAGAUGCUAGAAUGUGCAAGUGAGUGAGCGUGUGAGAGAUGGGAGUUUUGCAAACAGGUGCCAAAGAUUGGAGCAGUAGUUUGCUGUGAGAGAGAGAGAGAUGCUGCCUGGGCUUAUUGAUUGUGAGCUUCUGCAACACACACACACACACACACACACACACACACACACACACACACACACACACACACACACACACACACACACACACACACACAAACACAAACACAAACACACACACACACGAACGAUACUUCCCCCAGUGCAUGUUCAGUAAAUAUAUCUAUAAUUGCCAACUGUAGGGGUUUGGACUGUAUAAUAAACCCCCAUGUAUGCAUGUAGAGAGAGAUACUAGUGUCAGCCCUAUAGAGGGCGAUGUAGAGCUGUAGAACCAGACAGGAACAUGCUCAGAGUUGUGAAAUUCUGGUAACUUUUCCAAAAUUCACAGGUUUUCCCCAAAUCCUGGUUGGAAGAUUCCUGGAUUCAGGAGGGAAUAAGGAGGAAUUCUGGGAGUCCUUCAACCGGGGAUUUCUGAAAAUCCUGGGAUUUUUGGGAAACUUUCCAAACCUAGACAUUUUACUGAACAUUUAGUAUGCCUCUAUAUCCAGUACAUGCCAAAGUACAGCAGAGAUGCACUUUUAAGUUAGUAUAAUCCAAUUCAAGUGACCACCCACACUGAAUUACCAACCUUGAAUUUAUAAAUAUUUAUUACUAUUAUUAUGAUAAUAUAUAAUAUGCCAUUUAGCAGACGCUUUUAUCCAAAGCAACUUAGUCAUGCAUGCAUACAUUUUUACAUUUUACCCCAAUUGUUGAGAAGAUCUGUGCGUGUUUGUGUGUUGUAGAAGCAAAAUGUCCUUCUGGAGUUACUGUAAUAGAGUUCUGUUAGAACUGCAAUUAUGGCCCAAACAUUCAUCCAGUAGUAUUGGAAUUGAUCAUGUUGUUAGGGAUAUAGACGGUGUGUGUACGGCUUUUGACUUCAGCUGCCUCUCCUUUGGACCCUGCUACUGUGCUGGGCCGGGCGAUAGUGGGAUGGACAGAUGCACAGAGAUGGGAUGUAGAUUAGAGAUGGAGGGAUACAGUAAGGAAGAGAGGAGUAAGGGAGGAGAGGAGGCAAAGGGUUUUUCCUUGGAAGACCAACUUGAUUAGUAGUGUAUUAGAUGGUGAUGGAGGUAGAUGUAGAGAGAAGACUUGAAGUUCAGCAUUCAAUGUGCUGUGGAAUCGGUUAUAGGGGCCUCCCGAGUGGUGCAGUGGUCUAAGGCACUGCAUCGCAGUGCUAGCUGUGCCACUAGAGAUUCUUGGUUCGAGUCCAGGUUCUGUCGCAGCCGGCAGCGACAGGGAAACCCAUGGGGCGGCGCACAAUUGGCCCAGCGUCAUUCGGGUUUGGCCCAGCGUCAUUCGGGUUAGGGAAGGGUUUGGCUGGCAUCGAUGUCCUUGUCCCAUCAUGCACUAGCGUCUCCUGAGGCGGGCCGGGCACAAUGCACACUGACACGGUCGCCGGGUCUACAGUGUUUCCUCCGACGCAUUGGUGCGGCUGGCUUCUGGGUUAAAUGGGCAUUGUGUCAAGAAGCAGUGAGCCUUGGCUGGGUUGUGUUUCGGAGGACGCACGGCUCUCGACCUUCACCUCUCCCGAGUCCAUACGGGAGUUGCAGCGAUGAGACAAGACUGUAACUACCAAUUGGAUACCACGAAAUUGGGGAGAAAAAGAGGUUAAAGAAAUCUAUAUAAUAAAAUAAAGAAUUGGUUAUAGACACAGUCAGUCAGACCCAUACAUGCUCUGAUACUCACAUUGCGUGGGAGCCCAGUGCAGUAACAAUGGUCACACAGGAGCAUGGUCAUCACCUGUGUGAUGUGACUGGAGUCGACUUCCUGACUAUAGGGCUAUUAGCUUCUCCAGAAAGAAAGGAGGGAGACAUAUAUAGUAUUAUAUGCUGUAUGAUAAGUUUUUUUGUCCGAUACAAAGGUUAUAUUCUUUUAUGGUAGCAAUACCAUUUUUGUGUGUAUUUUUCUUCAGGAGUUGAUUGUAAUUAUUGUUAUUAUUUUGAUGAUUUAGAGUAGUGGCAUUGAACUGUUGACUGGGAAACAGGACCAAAGAGACACCCAUGUACCUGUAGAUCCUCAUAUGAGCUGUUUAUAUUGUCUCACUGCUUAUUACAAUAGGAGAAAGUCACUUUAUGCUGAUUGGAGAGUGAUGCCUACAGCAGCCUUGGCUCUCUGCUUCUCUUCCAUCCAAACUCCAGCGUCACAUGUAGAGAAAACAACACAGUGGGUAGGAACAUAGAGGGCCUGUAUAGAGGGAGAUAAUGAUAUCUAAACUUGUAUGAAGACUGUAUUGUGAUACAUCCAUCCAUGCUGCUGCCCCAGACUAAUGAACAAAAUUGAACUGGACACUUCACAAUCACACUGCCAUUCAAAUCCUCUCUUCAUUACUACCAUGUGUGAGGACGGCUGCACUGUAUUGUUAUAGACAUGACUCACCUAGCAUCACUUAAUAUUGACUGGACCACGUUUAGGGACAGCAUGGGAUGAUGUUACAGUACAGUAAGAUACAGAAGGGUACUGAGAUAAGACCCAUCAUUACUGGAUUAUGCUACUGUUUCUAUAGACCACUUCUGGAAUGAAGAGAAACGGGUCUGGGGAGUUUGGAUGCAGGAAUUGCAGGCGCGACUAGUCGUCACUCUCACCAGUGCUGUAAUGACAGUUAUCUUUCACGAUCACUUUUGAAUUAUGCAUUCUCGUCGUGGCCAUAGCAACCGCUCCCUUACCCCAUCCCCCAAAUAUGUAAUUAUGCAAAUGUUAUUGAUAGUUACUCUAAGAAGCAGAGGGCGGAGUUACAGGUUGUGUUGAAACUUCAUUGCCUUUUUUUCUUUCACCCCCACCCCUUUAUUUUCUCGUCUUCCCCUCCAUCACCAAGUCCACAAUAAUAGUCUCCAUCUCUCCUUCAUCCUGUCUUCCUUCUAGAAGUCGUAGAAAUGUAGUCCUUACUCCUCUCAUCACCUUUUCUUAUCGCACAAUUUCACUGUAUGUUGCGGUGUAUUUUAUUUCAUUUGCUUCAACGGGUCAGGAGGUUUUGUUUUUGGUGAUGCUUUGUUGAGAGGAACAUAUGUAAUUAUGUACUAUGCAUUUUGUGCAACAAUGAGAGGAAGAGGAAGAUACUUGGAUAGCUUUUGUUUGCUCAGAGACCCCAUAUGUGAGACAGCUCACUUGUAUUAUACAAUACUAGAUGGCAACAAGAUGAGGUUAAAGAGAUUAUCUCUAACUUGGGCUUUUUCACCAUUGAAGCACAGUAAUGAGCAGGUUAAAUCCUGUUAUACCAGCUUAGGUUAAUACCUCCACCGCCACUGUAGUCUCAAGACUACCUGGCAAACGUGUGCUUACAAUCCUCUCUCUUUCUCUCUCUCUUUCUUCCCUUUGCUUCCCCUCAUGUAUCCUAUUUACAAAUACAUAGUGGUCUAGUUUUAUAUGUUUUUAUAGAGAAGGGUGCCUUGUUCUGACGAUCAAGCUUUUUCCCAAAGGGCUCUCUAGUAAACAAACACUGUUGGUUGGGGAGAUGUUUGGCUGUUAAGGUAGAAGAACCAUGAAAUGAACGUAGAAAGAGUUGGGUGACCAACAUCAAGUCUCCAGUUUAAUGUACAAUUACAGUGAAAUGCCUUUCUUGCAAUCUCUAAAGCAACAUGCAUUCUAGGUUGGGCCAGGAGGUUUUCCUAGUCAGGUCACAUAGUCUGGAAACCUCCCUGGCCUUAAUUCUAGGUAAUCCAAGGUUUCAGAUAGGUGGUUUGCGGGGGAUUGACUGUAGGGUGGCUGUAUAAAUCCUGCAGUGUCCCCUGUAACUAUGCUAUCUCAGGGGUAUGUAUGUUACAAAGUGUAUUGUGUGUGUUCACCUCAGCGACUACAAGGUUUGACCAGCGCCAUGUUUGCUCCAGCUAGCCAGCGCUUUGUAUAGAAUAGGGUCUGGUCUGUCGCACAUUCAUCCGCCACAUGUAUAUCUAUAAACAAAUGAAUAUGCAAGAUCUAUACUGUGUAUUUUGGCUUUGAUUUCAUUGUGUAAGAGUUUUAAAUUGUAUACUUAAGAAGAAAUGAGGUACGUUUUUUUAUUGUAAUUUUCCAUUUAAAAAAAUAAAUAAAUGGGGGUAAAAAAAUCGA